Molecule: messenger RNA, 10152 nt
Organism: Sebastes umbrosus (honeycomb rockfish)
Lineage: Eukaryota; Metazoa; Chordata; Actinopteri; Perciformes; Sebastidae
Gene: ncam1a
Product: neural cell adhesion molecule 1a
Exons: 23
Coding region: 728-3769 (1013 amino acids)
Biological process (GO): dendrite self-avoidance; axon guidance; homophilic cell-cell adhesion
Cellular component (GO): axon; cell-cell junction; plasma membrane
Molecular function (GO): cell-cell adhesion mediator activity
Source: RefSeq, a predicted model, not a curated record
UUAUUUAUUUUUACGAAAUAAAGUCUUUCAUUCAUUCAUAAUUCAUAAUAACAAUAUAUUUUUUUAAAUAAAGCCAUGCUUUUAUUCAGCACCAUUCUACAAGCUCUUUGGAUGUAUUAUUUUAAACAUUUUUCUACAUAUAUUUUUUUUUAACAAUAACACCUUUAAUAAUUUAUUUAUAUAGCCUACUAGCAUGUUGGUGUUUUUUUUUUUUUUUUUAAAUCUGAACCAUACUUUUAAUUAGUCCUCAGUUUGGAAUAAUGAUGUUGCUCCAUGUGUUUUCUGAACCUCAGUUAGCUGCUUUUUAAGCUCAGUAAUCCGAAUUAGAGCCUCUGGUGACCAUCUGCUGUCUACACACACUGGCACUACUUUGUUACUGCAUUCACCUCAGCCCGCCUCCUCUGUGAGCGUGCGUCUCUCUCUCUGUGUGUGUGUGUGUGUGUGUGGAGGGGGGGUUAUUGCCUACCGGGCGGAGUAAUUCGUGUUGGUAUCUAUUGAGUGCAUGUGUGUGUGUGUGUGUGAGUGCGUGCUUCGGUUGCUGCUGCUUGUCACUCAUUGUGCCGUGAACACGGGUAGCGACAAGGACCAAAAAUCCGUCCGGUAGCAGUUUGUUGUCCCUGCUGGAAAAGGCUCUGCUAUCUCCUCUCCUCUACCUCUCCAGUAGAGACACCUCGCUGUUUUAAAGUGCGUUCUGCUCUUCAAGGAGAAAUAUCUGUGACACAUUACAAUGCUUCAAAUAAGGGACCUCAUCUGGGGAUUGCUUUUCUUCAUUGGCUGCGCAGCCGCCAUCCAGGUGCAAAUCACUCCGACACAAGGAGAGAUCAGCGUAGGAGAGUCCAAGUUUUUCCUCUGUGAAGUGGUGGGAGAUGCUAAAGACAUCGACUGGUACGCCCCCAGUGGGGAGAAGAUCCUCCCCAACAGGCCAGACAUCUUCGUGAGCCGCAGUGAUGAAACGAUGUCGACCCUCACCAUAUACCACGCCAACGUGGACAGCGCCGGUAUCUACAAGUGUGUGGCAAAGAACGGGGACAAGGAGGCCCAGGCCACAGUCCAAGUGAAGAUCUUCCAAAAGAUCACCUUUGAGAGCGCUCCCAGCCCACAGGAGUUCAACGAAGGCGACGACGCCGACAUCGUCUGCGAAGUGGCCAGCUCGCCACCACCCACCAUCAUCUGGAAGCAUAAGGGCUCCAAGAUCCAGGUUGCCAAAGAUGUGCGAUUCAUGAUCAUGGAAAACGACCACCUGCAGAUCCGCGGCAUCAAGAAGACAGAUGAGGGCAUGUACAACUGUGAGGCUCGUGUCAUGGCCAGGGGAGAAAUUGACUUCAGGAUGAUCAAGGUCGUUGUUAACGUGCUUCCCACCAUCCGUGCCAGGCUGUCAGAGGUCAACGCUACAGCAGACAUCGGUAGCUCCGCUCUGCUGGCCUGCGAUGCGGACGGCUUCCCUGAACCCACCGUCACCUGGGCACAUAACAACGUUGUCCUUGAAACGGGCGAUAAGUACAGCCUGAACGAGGAUGGUUCAGAAUUGGUAAUAAAAGAUGUCAAGAAAGUGGAUGAAGGAGAUUACACUUGCAUCGCCAAGAACAAGGCAGGAGAGAAAGCCGAGGAAGUCAGCCUGAACGUGUUCGUGCAACCCAAGAUAACCUACCUGAAUAACCAGACUGCCUCGGAGUUUGACGAACAAGUGACCCUGACUUGUGAGGCCUCGGGAGACCCCACUCCCACCAUCUCCUGGAGUUUCCAGGACAGGGUAUUCACUGAAGGAGAGCAGGCUUCUUGGACGCGACCAGACAAAUAUGAGAGCCUUGAUAGAAAUAUUGUGGUACGCAGCCACGCACGGGUGUCCUCGCUCACCUUGAAAAACGUCCUGUUCACGUACGCCGGCCAGUAUCUCUGCACCGCCAGCAACUCCAUCGGCCAGGACAACCAACACAUGUACCUGGAGGUCCGCUAUGCUCCAAAGAUCUUGGGUCCAGUGGUGUUGUACACGUGGGAGGGGAACGCAGCUAACAUCAGCUGCGAGGUCGAUGCUCACCCCGGAGCCUCGGUGGUCUGGUUCAGAGACGGCGUCCAGGCGCCCUCCGCCAACACCACCAACAUGAAGAUCUACAACACGCCGACCAUCAGCUACCUGGAGGUUACCCCUGAUUCGAAUGACUUUGGGAGCUACAACUGCACAGCAACCAAUGUGAUGGGCUCCGAGUCUAGGGAGUUCCUUCUGAUCCAAGCAGAUGUGCCAUCAUCGCCAGAACUUUGGCAAGUGGAACCUUUCUCCAGCACAGCGGUGGUGAAGUUCAGGGAGCCCGACUCCAUGGGUGGAGUUCCCAUCAUCAAGUACAAAGUGGAAUGGCGUUUGCCUGGCCAGGAUUGGACUGGCAUUGAGCACGACGCUAAGGACGACAUGUCCACGAUCACCAUCGCUGGCCUGAAGCCAGAGACCACCUACGAGGUCAAGAUGUCCGCCAUCAAUGGCAAGGGCGAAGGCGAGAGCACCCCGGUCGACACUUUCAAGACCGAGCCAGUCCGGUAUUCUUUCACAAUUUCAUCAGAGACAACACCCCCUAUUGCUACCACCACUAUGGCCCUUAAAGGGGAACCCAGUGCCCCCAAACUAGAAGUCAAGGUCCAAGACCGGGGCAAUACUCUUAAGGUGAACUGGAUCAAGCAGGACGAUGGCGGCUCCCCCAUUAUGCACUACCUGAUCAGAUACAAGGCUAAGCAUGUAUCUGACUGGAAACCAGAGAUCCGCAUGCCCUCUAACAGUGAGUAUGUGACGCUGAGCGGCCUGGAGUGGAACACGGAGUACGAGGUUCACGUGGUGGCAGAGAAUCAGCGGGGCAAGUCGGUCCCGGGCAUCAUCUCCUUCAGAACAGCUACAGACCCCACCACCAUCCCAGACGCCAUGGACAGUGGCUCAGGCCUGGGCACCGGAGCCAUCGUAGGGAUCCUCAUUGUUGUCUUCUUCCUGCUGUUGGUGGGCGUCGACGUCACCUGCUACUUCCUCAACAAGUGCGGACUCCUCAUGUGCAUCGCUGUGAACUUCUGUGGGAAGGCCGGGCCGGGCGCUAAGAGCAAGGACAUUGAGGAGGGCAAGGCCGCAUUCACGAAAGAUGAGUCUAAGGAGCCCAUUGUUGAGGUGAGAACAGAGGAAGAAAACACCCCAAACCAAGAAGGAGGGGGUCCCACUGAGCCCAACGAGACCACACCUUUGACAGGACCUGAGCCUGCUGCUGCAGACACCACCUCCACGGUGGUAAACUUGCUCCCCUCCACUGCCACUAACUCAGUCGCUGAGAGCUUUAGCACGGCGCAAAGCAGUCCUGCUAGCGAGAGCACCACGCUAACCACCAGCGUCUCCAGCCCAACCAAAGCCAAGUCCUCCCCCCAAAACAACCCUGCUACCCAGUCCAGUUCGCUUAACGCUAACACCCAACCUGAUGUUGGGCCCCUGGUCGACCUGAGCGACACCCCCAAAGCUCCCCCCUCGUCCACCCCAACACCCCCUGUCUCAGAGCCAAUCAGCCCGCCCUCCGCUAAUGCCGACAAAGUCCCUGACAGCACCCAGAAUAAGGACUUACAAGUAGACGGCCCGACCAAGGAUGCGCCCAAUGCCCUGUGCACAGACUCGACCACACCAGCCCAAAAUGACGGUAAGGCUGUGAAGGACGAUAACACCAAAGGAGAGACGGAGGUGAAGAACGCCAACGCCGAGGUGAAGACAGUCCCCAACGAGGCUCCCCAGACGAACGGCAACGAAAGUAAAGCGUAAUCUCCUCGCCCAAGAGCCGCGGGAAGAAGAGGGUGGUAGGGGUAAGGAGGGUGGUAGGGUGUGGGGUUUUUAAGGUUAAAGGGAGGGGGGGGUCACAGUCACUGAAACCUCAAGGCAAUGUCACACACCACCCCAUCGCAUCAGAAAAAAAGCAACAGAAAAGCUAAAAAAAAAGAAAUCAUGGGUCUCUUUCUACAGUGUCUUCUGACCAGGAAAAUGUAAAGACCUCAUGCACAUGCCUUAGUUCCUUUUUACGUCAGUUUUGCUUAUUUGUCACAGAAAAAGAAAACAAAAUUCAUACUUGUAGGUCACCCUCUCUCUUAUAUGUAAUAUGAAAUUGUUAAAUACGGAAACUGUUUUCCUGUAGAUAACCAUGGUUGGACUGUAGCUUUACUUUCAACAGAUUACUGCCCUCAUGGUGUACACACACAUGUAAGACUGGUACAUUACCAAUACUCCUAUUCCUUAUGCAGUAUGGUCAUCAUCGUGGUAAUGGAUUAUGGGUCUUUCUUUCUUUGUCGAUAUUUUGUUGUGUUUAAAUAAUGUGCAGAAGUUACUGCCUAUUUAGCUUUUUUAAUGUGUUAUUUCCAGAGAUUAGAACAUUAGCAUGCCUGUUUUUUGCAAAAGUUACUGUAUUUCUGUACACGUUGCUGUCAUUUGGUUCCUCUUUAGAUGUUUUUUUUUGUUUUCUUAAAUGUUGUCUCCAUAUGGUUCUGGUCGAGAAAUCGUUUAGCCUAAGCUAUGAGAAACAGAAGAAGACACCGGGGAAAGAUUUAUCAUGCUAUUAAAGUCAAGGUUCAGGCGUUUCAACCCUGUCUCCCUAAAAAUUAUCUUCAUACAGAACAUGUAUAUUGGUAAAUGGUUUUGCCCAAUACGUUAUGAAAGAAAAGAUUUUGUUACUUUUGCAGAUACGUUUAUUAAAAUGUUUAUUAUGUUGAUAAAAAUCUUAAUCUGGAUGACAUUAAGUUUCUUUCACAACGUAUUUGCUGUUGCAACUUAGCUGUAUAUGAGCGUCAUUUUUAGGAGACAGAGUAGUUGGGUUUAGGGUAAGGGAAUGGUCACAUAGAAGAUUCACUCCGGUCUCACCAAAUGGUCUAUGAAUGACAUGGCAAUUUGUUAAGUCAUUUUGCAUGCAUUACAAUGCCGCGCUUGCUUUUGGCGUGUCAUUUCACGCCAAGUAGUCUGAACUGACUGCAAUGUAAAGGCAUCCACGUGAACAUGCUACACUCAGAGCUAGUGACGUAGAAUAAAAAGUGAGAAUGACUGCUUGUGGUGGGCGGGUCAAGCAAACACAAGAUGUUUGUGACGUGUUUUCCGUACUUACGUUGCGUUGUUUACGUAUGUAUUUCACCUAGUUUACGUACUUAUUUAUAGCCCACCCAUGAUGUUUUUCCUAAACCUAACUAAGUGGUUUUGUUGCCUAAACAUAACUGCGACCGUUUCACGGUAACGGCGUGGCAUGAAAUGACACACAAAAAGCCUACAAUGCGUUAUCAAGACACGCGGAAUGUCUUUAAAAUGUCGUGCUAUUUAUACGUUUUCCCAUGAGAUCAGGUUGGAAGAUUACAGCUGUGUUCAUUUUCAAGUCCACAUCCGUCAAAGUCCAAUUUUCAAUACUUGUUAAGUCAUAACAGGUCAACUCGGGUCUUAAGUAUCCAAUAAACCCACCGGUCAAUUGUUCAUACUGCUUUCAGUCCUCAUCAACUUGUGAAGUCAGAAAAUGAUCAUGUGACCAAAUAUACCAGGUGUAUUCACGUGAGCACUGGUAAAUAUGAACUGGACUAAUGAAAAGGGAUGAUACAUGUAAAUAAUGCCCAUUGUUUCUUCUUGGAAGUAGUAGUGAAAGUUGAAUGGAUAGAUUUACCAGUAACAUGGUACACUGCCACUUAUCCAUUGUCUUGAAAUGCCAGAACUCUGCCUGAACUAUGAACUAUCCUGGGCAGUUUGAGGGCAACUUCCUGUUGGUCAUUUUUUGACCUCACAACUUGAUGAGGACCACCCAUUAGUUUUGGUCUCUGUGACGCUUGGGAUGGGAACUAGACAUGAUGAAUCCUCUCAUCUCGUUCGGGAGCCCGCUAGCCUUCAGUGCCAGUUCUUCGAAGGAGGCGACGCCUAUAAUGGGACACAGCUUAUGUGUGCGUUGCUAACAUUGCCAAUAGGUUUUCUUCCGGUCGAUGUGAGAACACACCUUUAUCUCGUUCUCUCUCACGCAUACACCUCACCCUUUCCAGAGGUCUCCUUUCAAACAUUUCGGACCAGUUCUUUCCGUGACAGGUUUGAGGCUUAACAGCGACUCAAAAGGCCAGGUGUGUUUUGUCGAAACACUUUCAGUCAGCAGGUUUGCACUGAGAAGUAGACAUGUUUGUUGAGAGAAAACAAGCCCUCGCAGGCUUGUUGGUCAAACUCGUUGAAUUCUUGACACAACAGCUUCCACUGCCUGCAAAUGGUCUCGAAUAUCAUGUUCAGUUUUGUUUUUUUUCUUUGGGGUUUACCAUCUCUACCUUCUUCUAUGGUUCAUAGCCAUUGUUGCCUUCUCUGUGCUAGCCACUAUUGUUCACUGCUUAUAAUCGACUGGCCUGAGGAUUCUGCACCUAUGAGUGACCAAACAUCUGUUUCUCUCAGCCGUCGCUCUCUCUCUCUCUCUCUUUCACCACAACUGUUGUCAGUGUGCGUUUGUGUCAUCACUGCUUCCACCAUCUUGCAGCUAAGUCUUUGAUCAGUGUGUGCCUGCAGUGAAGUGACAUGUAUUGUAGGUUUAGUACCGUUUAUCACUAAAUUAAAUUCACUAUCACUCUUAGCACAAGGUCCACUUACUGGAAAUGUUCUGGAAAAGGUCUGGAAAUCAUUAAAUGAGUCACAGUUGACAUAGAUAUUUUGUCUUUAUAUGUAACCCCUGGUUCGGAUAUUAAAGGCACUCUAAGAACAGGAAAUUCAGAUUAGAUAAGUUGAACAAAUAAUGCAAAGCCACACAGAGAACACACACAAUUGGUGUUUGGACGAGUUUUAAAGGACUACACUGACUUACUUGGGCAGUUUACCCAUCUGAUAGGACUGAUUACAUUAUCAUUAUCUGUGUCUCCGAUAGAUAUAUCUGUUCAUUGUGCAUGUUCAGUGCCCACAGACAGCUAGCAUUAUAAUAAACGGCAGCUGAGAACUGUUUUGUAUUUCAUUUAAUGUAAAUAAAGUUAUCUUUUUACUGCUGAAACAAACUACUAUAACCAUGAAAGCGGGCAGGAAACUGCAUUUACCAGUAGCAGUUAUUAGCAUCCUUGCUACGUUUGGUGUGGCAUGUCUAAGUCUGGAUGGUUAGCUCAAUUUGAUGCAGACAUCACCAGUCUAAACCAUGUUGUUAAAAAAAACAAUGAAAAAAAAUGUAACUCUAACCCAAAAUACUUUGCAUUUAGUGAAACAUUGUUCUCUAAAUGGUUUCUACAUUAGUUCCAAAUUCAGGUUGAGCUGGCCAAGCAGCAAAAACACUGCCAAAAACACACCAUAAGCUCAGAUUAUCAUCAGCUUGUUAUGUAACCAGCCUAUAACAGUUUAACUGUUUAUUUCAGUCGAGGUAGCUAAUGCUGGCCCUGUUCUGGUCAUCGUAGUAAUUUUGAGCACAUGCUGAUAUCGUCUACCAACAUCUGUUACCUUUCUACCAAUUUCACCAGCAUCAGACCAUCACUGUCCACCUGAGACCAGUUACAGACCAGCUCACACCAUCAACCAUCACGUUUUUUUACACUGUUGUACUCUUGGUUUAUAAUGGAUGUUAAUAAUAUUUUAGAUAAUGCCAAUUGGCUCUGGUUAUUUAGCGUACUAGAUGUUAACAUUUUAGCAUGCACACUGGACAGAAAUACCUAGACAGAGGUGACUUUGUUAACAGUCCUCAUUGCAUCGUUGGUAAGAUAACCAACAAGUUAAACUAACAGAAGCAGGGUAGCCCUUUCAAACUAAAAGCCCAAGCAGUCACAUGUCUAAGAAUCUCUAGGGAAAACCACUGAGUAGCAUAACUCUGAUAUUUGGAUUAAAUGGAGAGACUAAUACUGGAUCUGUGUCUAUAAAUGAACUAGUGCAAUGCCUGGUUGGGGCGAGUCCAAAUUGCACCAAUUUUUGCAUUGAAUUUGGUGUCCAAAUUGCACCAAAGUUGACACUGCGUGACCUUAGGUCACCAGUAAUACACCCCCCAAGUGUGAGGUAGAUCGGAUGAGCAGUUCUCAAGUUAUUCGAAGGACAUACCUACAUACACACAUACCCACAGACAGAUGGAGAUCCCUUGCUUUACAGUUAGAUCUACACAUUCAAGCCUAUUAAGCCUUUCAGUGGUCCUUUUCAAGAAAACUGAAUGAAGAAGAAAUCUGGCUUCUUUUAACUAACCAGUAAGGAAAUUGAUGUGUGGUGUUUUGAAGGUCUUCUUUUAUGCAUAGGAAGUCAAUGAAAGGAUUUCAAAAAGUUCUCUCUCAAGCCAUAGUACCUUGCUGUGGUAAAGAAGUGAGUCUGACCUUUCUAUUUUUGUUUGUACAGUGUUCCUCCUACUUUAGACUGCAAGCUAGUACACUGUGAAUGUGUGAAUCCAUUGUGUCCUUUGUCAUAGAGUUGAGCAAAUAGUUUUGAUUGUGAAAAGACGUAGCUGAUAGUAUGCAACAGAAUUUUCCAACGCCAACGUACAGAAGUCUAACAGCAGCAAACUGGAAAGACACAGUGCCUUUUGAAUAUGAAAGUGGUGGCAUGCAUUCCAUUCCUCUCAGUGUCUGUCCAUUAAAGGUUUCACAUCUCCAUGAUUCUGCCGAUUUGCUUUUUCAUUCACUACAUUUCACAGCUGUGAGUCGAGCAGCGCUUUGUUCAGAUUGUGUCGUAUAUUCAGAAUGGCUGAGUCAAUGUGUUCUGGUACGUAUGAUGCAUCCUUUAUGCUGUCCAUGUUAAAGGAUGAUUCUGGUUCAUUACAGACAUUACUUUGGUAUGUUUUGCCAUCAUUUCUAUCCUUAUGAUGAACAUUGUAGGAACACAAGUAGUCAGACUUUUUGAAACAAAGCCCCACGUUUGCCAAACUUAUUUGGAAAAGAAAACAAAUAUGAAUGGAAAAAUUACGAUACCGAAACCAUUAGACCCGAUCCAACAUUACCAACAUUUCAGGAGCACUCACAUUCAGUUUUAUUUUCAAAUAAAGUGGUUUACAAGCUGCCUGACUGCUUUUGUUUCUUACACAGUCAACAAUUUUAGCAUAACAAAUAGAAAUGAUGGCAAGAGCUACAAAACUAAGCCAGAAUUACACUUAAAAGAAAACAUUUGGACAUACUGACAUCUCAUCUUAGAUAACUGACAUCACUAGAGAACCACAUCUAGCAAACCAUUAUAUUACAUAAGUUUAAGACACAAUGACACUUUGCUCAGGUCCCAUAUUCUCUAAAAUAUCUGAAAUUGUUGGAUUUGUCAAGAGAAAGCAUGCAAAAUAUAUUAGAAAUGAAUAUCAGUUUUUGAUAUGGAAAAAAAUAAUAAUGAAGGCUUCAUGUAUUGUAUUGAUCUUUUUUCAAGUGUUGUGUAACUUGUAACCUGUGUCCCCAAACGUUUUAAUUUUGCUAUAAAGAAAACUGUUUUCGCUUCACAAAGCUCUGAAAUGUAAUUAAAAAAGAAAAAAGGAAUAGUUGUCAUAAGCAAAUUUUACUGUUUCUGCUGAAAUACAGUGUGAAAAUAUACAAAAAAGAACCAUGUUGUUUUGUUUCGUCCACAAACAAGCUUGAAAAUGUUCUGGAAUUGCAAAUGUGGGACCAGUUUUUGUGCAAGUUUACAUGAAAACUUUUUCUGCCCAUGUCACUGCUCCUGAAAUUCAUUUGUGGAGGACAUUGGGUGAGCCAGUUCCCCUUUUCUUUCAGAUACCUCAGCAAUGCAAGAAUGACACAGAGGCAGCCUUGCAUUUUUCCCUUUGAGUUCACCGCUUGAUUCAGUCAGAAUGAAGACAUCUAGCAGAUUUUUUCAUCUUGCUCAGCGAUUGCAAGGAGACAAAGCAACAUGAAUUUUUCAGUGUUUGAAAAAGAGAAAAACAUCCUGCCAAGGUUCUCUGCCUCACAGUGAGAAUCGCCAACACACAACUGUGCAACACCCGACUGCUUCAUAUUCAGUCAGGUGGGAGACUUGAGCCUCCACUGGCAACAGCUGGUCCCUGUCAUUGAUCCAGAGCUCCCUGUUCUUCAGCUCUUCUCCCUGUAAACAGCAGCUCUCACACUGUAGGUCAAGCAUUGGUAGGCUCCCACUGCUCUGUCUGUCUGUCUGUCCGUCCGUCUGUCCUCUGUCACCGGUGUAAAUACUGAGUACUAACUGAGGAAAGGAGGGAAACACAUUUUGACUUUGCAUUCUGCCAGAAAUUCUUGUGUUCAAUAAAGGUAAAGAAAAAACAAAAA